AUGUCUACCCUGCAGAGUCAGGGGUCGAGAUCUGGUGCGCAAAGCGCCCGGGGUCCCACCCCAAAGCGGAUACCCCUGUCCGGCUAUGGCGCACCUCUUAGCGCUAGGGGUACCUCCAGCGACAGAGUUCCACCUUCAAAGAUGUUGCAGCUGGGAAGUAGCACCCUGGCCCCGGCGUCAUCGUCAUCCUGCUUGAAGCGAAAGCCGAGCGAGGUCAUCGCGGCAGCGCGGCAGCCGGGCGGCCUCACGGCUCCAUCUCGCAGUCAGCUGGACAACAUGACGUGCCGGAUAGUGGCUUUUCAGGAUAUGGGAGACUACACCCACCAGGUGGAUUCGGUCGUCCCGGUGGAAGAGCCACUUUUCAAGGCAACUCCGCCGGAGAUCCGGUUCGCAAACUUUGAAAGCUUGCAGAACCUGGACGCCACCCUUUGCUUGCGCAAUCAAGACAAUGUGGUCAAGAUCCUGCAUCUCGGUAGCAUGGAAGAAGCAGGGUUCAACUGCCGCAAAAUCAACGGAGAUGGCGACAACAAGGUCGCACCAGGGAUGGAGGUUUCGUACACGGUACGCUUCACCCCGGAUCAGCAGGUUGAGGACUACUCCUACGACCUCGUCGUUGUGACAGAGCGGGAGCGCUUCAUCGUUCCCAUCCGAGCGAGCGGGUGUAGCGCCUUGCUCGACAUGCCUGACGAGCUGGACUUCGGCGUGUCGCCAGUGAAGUUUGAGUCGCCGAAGACCAUCAUGGUCCGGAACGUGGGCGAAAAGGCCACCAAGUUCCUGCUGAAGGUGCCACCACCUUUCAGCACAUCAAUCCAGGAUGGGUACUUAGAGGUUGGCGAGAUUAUGCAGGUGGACGUUGUGUUCAGACCUGACAAAGCUGAGCAGUACGAGCCCAGCCCCCACAAGCGGCGGGACUUGCUCAUCCUUUAUGGCGAUGGAAUUGAGGCUUAUAUGGCCCUGAAGGGGAAAGCAGAGAACGUGUCUGUGACCUUCUCGGCCAACCAGCUUCAGAUGGAAGAUACUUUUAUUGCGCUUUCAACCCAGAAGACAAUUGUCAUCCACAACAAUUCGGAGAUCCCUGUGGACUUUAGCUGGCGUGCUUUCCCUUCUAUACAGGAGGAGAUUGGCCAGAAGCUCAAGCUCCAGGUCCAGCUCAAGCAGGAGGAGAGUGACGAGGCUGCAGCGCUGCAGGAGUUGAGCUCGAUGGGCGAAGACUCCGACGAGGAGUCUCAGCUUUCCGAGUCCUCAGACGAGUACAUGACCAAGUGCUCCUCGCUGAAGGGCGUGGAGCUGGCGCAUGGGGCGCUACAAAGACGAUACAAAAACAUCGCGAAGGCGAUUCUGGAGGACCCAAUGUUUUUCUACGACGAGAUUUUUGCGGUUGAGCCGCUGUCCGGCCGUAUUUGGGCGAAGUCCAAGGUGGCCAUCACCUUCACUUUCACGCCGAAGGCGGCUCUGAACUACCAGUGCCUGGCUUAUUGUUCCAUUGUCGGUCGCGCUGAGCGCUUGCCGCUCUUGCUCAAGGGAAUCGGGAUUGGGCCCAAGGCUGCCUUCUCUUAUGAUGAGCUAGAUGUUGGCGACAUUUUUGUGGAGUCUGUCCACCAGUACGAGGUCAACUUGAUCAAUCAAGGCGACAUUGAUGUAGAGUUCCGACUGGUUCCGAACACGUCCCCUUUUGGCUCGAAGUUUGCCUUCACGCCAAGUGAUGGCCGCUUGGAAGUCGGCGGCCAGUGCACCAUCGUGGUUGAGGUGUGCCCGGAUCUUCUCGGGGAGUUCCAGGAAACAUUCUACUGGGAGCUGGUAGGAAGCACCUCCAAGAUAGCACUGGGCUUUCGGGGCCAUUCCGUCUCUCCCACUUUCCACUUCGACUUGGACCGCAUCUCUUUUGGCGUAGUCAGCUACGGCUUUCUCAACUCCAAGACGCUGACGCUCACGAAUACCUCAGACCAGGGCGCAUGGAAUGCCCUACCCGCUGCGCGCGGAGACUACGUAGAGCUGAAGCUCCUUGAUGCCUCCCACCACCCUCAGGGGAUGGGAGAAAGCCCCAUGCGAUAUGGGGAGUGGUUUACAGGUACCAUCAUCGCGGUUUCAGAUGGGUACCUCCAGUGGUGGCUGGACGAAGGAGAGGGCUCUGCGGAGCAGAGGUGGUUCUCCUUCCACGUCUGUGCCAAGACCCCUGCCACCUGCAGAGUGUCGAAAGGGCGCCCCGACAUGGAGUUCCACUUCGAGCGACGCGCCAAAGAACCCCGUGCGCGGGAGAAGGCCUCGGGGCCAGCGGCGGAAGCAGAGGCUGCCCUUGAGAAGAAGAGGCGCCGCUGGCUGGCGUCGGUAUCCUCUGACUCGUCUUUUCGCGAAGCCUCCUCGUCUCGCGACCGCCAGCUGCAGCUUCUGGAGUACUCGGAGAGGGACCCAGGGCGGCUGGCGGCUCGUCUUCUGCAGAAGAUGCGAACGCUGCUCGCACGGGACGGGGGGGCGCUGAACUUCGCAGCCCGAGGAGAUCCGGCGCCACCUGUGGCGACCAGCUAUCUCCUAACCAUACUGGUGCCGGAGUACAGGGCGAAGGUGGGAGUACCCCUCCUGAGAGAACUCAAGACCCUGUGCAAGACUCUGGACCUGGUGGUCGAAGGGGAAGCGCGGCGCGCCGCAGACCUUCUCGCGCAAAGAGUGAAAGCGAUCGAAGCCUCCCUGGCCGACGAUCACUGGCUCAAAGCGCAGUUCUUGGAACUGGUGCCGCGAGAGGGAAGUCUCCAUGGAGACCGACGAGGCGGUGAUGGCGGCCCGCCAGCUAGCCCUGGAGACCAAGGUGAAGGAAGCAGGGCAACGGUCUUGGGGCACGCUCGCGCGGACGAAAGCGAGCCGCCUCCGCUCCGGACCUCAACCCCCGAGGGGGAGAAAGGCAAAAAGGGAGAGGGCAAGAAAGGAGAGAAGGGAAAGAAGGGGCGAAAGUACAGCCCGCCGAGGCGGAGAAAGGCCUUUGGGGUCAGCGAGGACGAGGACACCCUCCGUGACUCCCUGGAGCACGCAGCAAAGCAUGCGGCGGUUCCCUAUCUUGGCUCUUUCUUCCGAAGAAUGGAGGAGACCGAGGCAGCCCCCCCGGGCGCGGAGCCCACCAGGGAACAGGACCUGCUCCCGAUCCAUGUUGACGCUACCUGCAACAUAGAAGUUGUGGAGAACUGCUCCCAGCUGGUUCUCGAGACCACGCUGCACACCCUCAACUUCCACUACUGUUGUGGGUGGAUCAGCCCUGUGUGCUGGCCACCACCUGAAGAGAUCACCCCGCGGCAGGCGGAGGCUGUGAAAGGAAUCGUGAAGGCCUGUGCUGGCUGCUUGGGCAGAGGCCUGCCUCUGGGAGGACCGGCUGAGGCCGAGAAGAUCCUCUCCAGUCGUUCUCGCGACUACGAAGGGAACAUGGUGGAGCGUGUGGGCGAGAUCCAAGCGGAUCUGGUGAUCGCUGCCUGGCCCAAGGUUGGUGAGGCGGCGGUCGCCAGCGUCACCGACUUUUUGACCGGUGAUGCCCUCCAGGCCGUGCUCUCACCGAGACCUCACUUCAAGAGAGGGAGCGACCAGCCUAGAACCUCUAAGAAAGGUCGGCUGCAUGCCACCCAAGAGGAAUGGAACAAGGUUGUCGCAGCGGCCUUCCAGCGGAAUAUGAUGGGGCCAGUGCCGCGCGACGCACAAGGCCACCUGAUUACAAAUGGUGCUGGAGCUGUUGAGAAGCGGAAGCUGGUCGGAGGCAAGGAGGUUGCUAUGCAGAGGUUCAUUAGCAACUUCGUCCCGAUCAACGAAUACCUGGAGGCCCUUCCAGGUGAUCAGGACUUCCUCCCUUACGUGGCUCAACUUGGCCUGCUGCUCCUGGAGGACAACCAGACUCUGAUGAUAGAGCCCGAAGACCUUACCUCUGCCUUCAACCUGUUCCGGAUGCCCGACGCCUGGCUGCCGUACUUCUCGUAUGCCAAAAAGGUGCCCGGGCAUAUCCUGGGCUCCAACGAGGUGUGGGUCAGGCCGGGGCUGCGCGUCAUCCCCAUGGGUUGGAGCUCCGCCGUCACCAUCAUGCAGGCGGUACUCCGGAACCUUGUUUUCACCAAGGCCGGGGUGCCAGAGAGCCUGGAGAUUUCCAAGGUCAAGGAAAUACCCGCUGAGGGCGGAGCUGUACUUUACCUUGACUCCUUUGACCAGGUACGGAUGGUAGACACCACGCUGCGCGCAGUGGAGGAAGGUGUCGCCAGUCCAGAGCAUGAAAGGUUUCGGGCUGCGUGCCUAGAAAGAGGUUUCCCCCUCAAUGCCUCCAAGUCCCUCGCGGGGGCGCUCCGAGGAGGCAUCCAAGGAGGGGUGCUCGAUGGAGACAAGGGGCUAUUUCAGUGGGAAGCGACAAAGCUGUGGGUUGGAAUCGCGACCUUGGUGGCCGCCUUCCGGCGCCCGCUCUUUGCAGUUUUCCAGGAGAUCUUCCCCCUGAUCGAGAGGGCCAAGGAAGGAGCGGUGGAUCCCGAUCCACAGGUCAUCGAUCAGAUGCUGACCUUUGUGCUCCUGCUGCCCUUGGCCUCCACCUCCUUGAGGGCCAGAGUUUCGGGUGAGAUCUCCUGCUCCGACGCCUCGCUUUGGGGAGGCGGCGCUGCUGUGGCCCAGACCGCUCGGAGGCCCACUGUGGCGGCAGUGGAGGAGGACGAGGUUGGUGUUUGUGCCCGCUGCGGCGGAGUCGAGUCUUGGGCGCGGGCACUUCUACCCUUGCCCCGCUUCAUGUGGGAGGUCCUUUUGCUCCAUCUGGUGCAUUGCCAGCCCCUUACGGAGGCCAUGGCCUUGAACAAGGUGGCCGUGCUCACAGCCUUGGGGCCCAACGUCAAUGACAAAGAUGAUUUUUGGAGCGCGGCUGGGAAGGAGAAGCUAGAGAGGGGCGAGCAGGCACAGCUUCAGAAUGGCAGAUGGGUGGAUGCCGCCGCCUUCGAAGUGAGGAGGGCUAACACCCUCGCCCUGAGAGCUUUGAAGUCGUUGUCUCGGGCCGUCGAGGAGAACUCCCUCUGCUACGUUUGCCAACCCUGGGGCUCCUACCUUUGGUACCUCCCAGAGGCCGAGGAGCUAAGGGAAACAAAGGGGAUCUUCUCCACCUCGUUUCCCUUGUGCUGCUUCGGCGGACCCAAGCGGUGGGUAGAGCUUCUUCACAACUCGCCUGCGGUCCACCAAGCCCUGCACCGGACCGAGUGCCGAGAACACGAGGAAGAGCCCAAGGCUUGGUACGACAACACCGGGCGGAUACGAUUCGCCUGCUGCGAAGAACUCCGCCUUCCGGAGGAUCUGUGCGACACCCUUGCCCUGGCGAUCAGAAAAGAUCUGGCUGAGAUCUGUCCCCUCAUCCCAGGCAAGCUCACAGAUCGCACGAUCGCCGCGGCGGAGGCAGCGGCCGAGGUGAUUGCGCCCAUCGCCCGGGAAAUCCUUGAGAACCCCAUAGAGCACCUGCGGAGGAUGCUUAGCCGGGGCCAUUACCGAGGUACCGAGGUUCGGCUCAUGGCUCCGGGCGAGCCAGACAACCUCAAGUUGGUACCCUACCCGGCGCAUCUCUGGCGGUGGCGCAACACGUUGUCCUUCGCUUGGCACAACGAAGACAACAUCACCGCGCUAGAGAUGUUGGCGGCUCUAGCUGAGAUCCGACGGCAAUCGCUCUUGCUCACUGGUGGUGGGGCCUUGAGUUGCCAGGAGACCGCCGGCCCUCGUGGGCCCCCUGGCUUUUCACCCGUGCUGUGGUUCGUCCACGGUGCGCUGAUCAUGACCGCUGCCUCGGUUCCGAUGCGGUUCGCUCUGCGCAUUCCGGGGGAUGGGCGAAGUAACCAACGUGAGUUCGACGUGAUCCCACCGAAGGGCACUCUGUUGCCCAAUUGCUCUCAGAAGAUCCAAAUCGACUUCGUCAGCCUCAAUGUCAAGUCCUACGAUCUGUGUCUAGUGGUGGAUCUCGACGGUGUCGGACAGGAGUUGGCGAGCAUCCCAAUCCAAGCGCGAUGUGCAGUACCGCAAGUGGCGCUGGAGCCUUCGGAACACCUGGAGUACGGUGACAUCUUCAUCCGAUAUCCCUCGCACCAGACUUUGGUGCUGAACAACACCUCAGCCUUGCCAGCAAAGUUUCAGAUCAUGCCCCAGGACGAUUCGACGAGGUCGAUUGCAGAGUUUGAGCCGGAUCAGUCCUUCGGCUCAGUGCCUCCGGCUUCCUCGCAUGUCCUCACCUUCACUCUGACCUCGCAAGUGAUAGGAACACUGCAGAUUCCGAUCACCAUCCGGAUUCUGGGGCACAACUCUGCAAAUACGGUGAUCUUGAUUGCCAAUACGAUUGGGCCUAUCGUCAACAUUGAGCCAAGCGUCGUGGACUGGGGCAACUCACACUGCCUGGAGCCAAUCACGCGGUCUGUACUGGUCAGUAACAACUCGGUGAUCCCAGCAUCGGAUGCCUGGCAACAGCAGCUGUUUACGCCAAACCCCGUUCGCUGCAUCAUGAAGACCCGGAACUCGCUCUGGACGUUGUCUCCGAAGGCCAUGGAGCUGCAACCACACGAGUCCGCCUACCUGUACAUGACGCUGACCAUUGAUGAAGUGGCCAAGAUGACAGACAUCGCGCAUGUCAUCGUGCACGAGAGCAACGACGUCGCAGUCACGGUGCGCGCCAAAGGGAUUGGCACGCCUGUGACCUGCAAGGAGUCGCUCGAGCUCAUCGACUUCGGUACGCAGUACACAACUCAGACACACUCGAGGGAGGUGGUGAUCGAAAAUCGUGGGCGCCAACCACGAAAGCUAGUUUGGACGCUCGAGUCAGAAGAAACCAAGAAGAAGGACCGAAAGACGCCAACGAAGGACAAGCCGGCAGAAGAAGGCACGCUCAGGAAGCCACGUUUUGAACUCUGCGCACUCCGUGCUUGUCUUUCUGCUCCGUCGGCAUCUGUGGCGCAUCGGCCGGGAAGGGCGGGGGAGAGUUCUUCACAACUUAGCCAUGGAAGCGCUUUGGCCAUGCCGAAGCCACCCGCCGGUCGAGAUUGGAUCGAUUCUGUCGACGACACGUUCGACACCUUGGCGCGUCCCGGGGCCCGGCCUUCCCGGCCUUCACAAGCAAGUCCGCCGAGACCCUCCCGUCAUUCGCGACACUCGCGAAAGUCUAAUGACAGCCCCAAAUCGCAGCGCGUCAGUGAGAGGUCGCUGCAGCCAGCAAGGGUGCAGGCAGACUCCUACCAAGACUGGAGACAGGCACAGGAAGAGGCAGCCCGUGCCAUUCGGGCGGUGGAGCCGUCCAAAAGGAAGAAGACACGCUUCUACAGUCGGCUCCGGGUCUGCGUCGUCGUGUGCUUCGUCGCUGGCUACAUUGCCUUGGUCGCGGUCCUUGUCUCGGCCAUUCUGUCCGAAAGGAGUGAGCUUGGGGAGACCGGCGAGCCGGAAUGCGAGAAGCUUUGUCCUCUGAACACCCGGUGCCGGAUGGAAGAGGGCGAAGCUCGCUGCGUGGCCUUGCCGGGAAGCAACCUGGAGACGAUGGAGCUGAUUCUGUGGAUUGUGGUGGGGCUGCCUUCCUUGAUCUGCAUCCCCUGUCUUUUUCAGUGGCUUCUUCGCAGAUGUUGCCCCAAGUGCUGGGAGAAGAUGGCGAAGUCGCGGUGGGGUUCCGCGGCCUUUGAAGCCUAUCAGGCCGACACGGAAGCCUUGGGAGCGAUGCUCGGCAAGCCGCAACCCGAGACCUCCGAGACCUCCGAGACCCCAGCGCCGGCCGUGGCCGAGGCCCGGAGUUCCAAAGAGGACCCGCCGGGCCAGGGCCACAGCCAGGGCCACACUGCAGCGAUCCCUGUGGAAGAUGGCUUGAAUGACCUCUUCGCGCCACUGGCAAAGAGCCGCCCUCCUAAAGCCUCUGCAGCGGAGGAGGAGGAGCUGGACCUGCUCUUUGCACGCAAGCCCAAGCCCAAGGAGCCCGAAGAGGUCGUUCCUGUAAGGGGGCCGCCGAAACCUCCCUCCACAGACCUGGAGUCGGCCUUCAGCCAUCUCUUCCACAAGCGCGCGAGGCUCCUACCGAAGCCGCAGCCAAAGUCAGCUGCAGUCUCAACUCCCGGCUCGGCGCUGCAUUCAGACUUCUCGGCGGGGAUGAGCGUGCUCUUUGCCAACGUGCAGAGCUCCAAAGCUAAGCAGACUUGGGACGCCCGGAACGAUCCGGAUCCGCAGUCGCAGUCCACCGUCAUCGAGGCCUCCAGGGUGCACAGCGAAGCUCCUGCAGGCGUUGGGGACUUUCUUGACCAAGAUCUGGGGGACCCGCCAGAUUUCUUUGCUUUUGCGAAGCUUGUAGCGGGAUCUGUGGAUACCGCUAGAAGCCAUCUACACGAUAGCGAUGCUGCCAGUGAUUCCGGCGACUCUCUCGGGCAUUUAGAGCCCAGUGACCUGUUGGAUUUGUUUCACCCGACUUUGGAUGGGAAAUGCGCCUUUCGCUUCGUUUUCAACGCCUCGAGUCCCAAGCCUGGCUCGCUCUCGGACACCUUGGUCUGCACCGAGCUCUGCGGCAACGACCGGAAAGGGAAUGCCAUCUACAAGACCGAGCUUCGAGGAAACUUUGUGCUUCCACUGUUGGAGCUGUCCGCCACGUCCGUUUCCUUCAGAUAUCUGUGGGAGCGCAACUGCCCGCUGCACCCGCUCUCCGAGCCGUUGGUGCUCAAGAACAUCUCUCCUUUGGAGUUGGAGCUUUCGGCUGCCAUCGUGGUUCCAGAUGGCUGCGUCCAUCAGUUCAGGAGCUGGCAGCUGAACGCCGCGCUUUUCCUGGCAGUGAGUGUGAGUGUGCGGAAUGGCCUUGCUCUUAUGCUGCCUGGGGGCGUCAAGCUGCCCCCUCCGGCCCCGCUCGCGAUGCGGCAGAGGACCACGAAGCUGCGAGACCCGGAAACAGGUUUUCGGCGACCACCGCCCAAAGAAGCUGACUUUGCCCUUGAUAUCUUCCAGCGGACGUUUCCUCGAGUCAACACAGAGGAGCACAUCCUUAUCCGCCGAUGGGAGGAUAUGGUAGAUAUCUUCGAAAGUCCGGAGCUCGUCAACCAGUUGAUAGAGGACGAGCCCUCGAUCCUCCGAAUGCCUCGGCGAACUGCUCGGAACGCCCUCCACCUCCUGAGCAUCUACUUGGGGGAGGAGGCAGCGAAGGAAGCCGUCUUCGAAUGCCCAUACCUGCUCACGAAGAACUCGAAGCUCAUGCGCGCAACGCUCCCGGCACUCAUCAAUGUGCUGGGAUCGCGGUCGCGGCUGCGAGAAGUCAUCGCCAAGUAUCCUCAGCUGACCAAUCUGCCUGUGGGCGACUUCUACAAGGCGAUGGGUGACAUGACCGCGGUAAUGGGCAGCACGGAGGCAGCCAUGGCCGUUGCCAAGGAGGCCAUGGACCGCGUGGCUCGCUCGCCCUACGUCUCUGCCGUGCCAGGAGGUUACCCCGUGCUAAUCGCAAUUUUCGGGAACCUAGAGGAGGCGCACAAAGCCAUAGCCCAGGAGCCGCUGCUGCUGAAGUGGUACGGUGAGAACUUCUUGGGCCGGCUCGGAACCCUUCGCCAGCUCCUGGGAAAGGAGGGAGCCCAGAACGCCGUGAGGAAGGCGCCAUACCUUCUGCUGGAGGAGAACCAGCGCAAGUCUCGAAAAUUCGAGUUGGCUUUCGAAGCCGUGGAAAACCUCUUCGGUACCGAGGAAGCCCGACAGAUAGUCGGGGAUAGGCCGGAGCUUUUGGCCCUUGGGUGGAAGCUCCACCGGGCCCUGCGCUUCGCAGAGCGACGCUUGGGCUCCAGAGAGAAGGUCCGCGACAGGUUCGACGCCAUUCUGGAGCGCACUGGCUUGGCUGAGCACCUGAACUGGGAGCGGAAGCAGCGGCCUCGCAAUGGCCUCUGGACCCCGAAGCUGCGGAUGCACAACGGCUACCCGUUGAACCACGGGCCCUGGUCGCCCUACACGAACCCUCUGGGCAAGGGAGGCCCAGCUCGGGGGCCUUGGCAAGACUUCACGGAGGAUGAGGAAAAAGAGGAAGACAAUGUCGAAGAGAAAGUUCGCUUCUUCAUCAAGGUUCAACCGCCCUUCUACGUCAACAUCGACACGUGCUACUUGCGGUCUGGCGAAACUUUGGAGAUUCGUGUGGAGUUCGAUCCGGCCUACAAGGUGGAUCGCGUUUGUGGCACCGUGAAGCAGAAGCUGACAAUCGUGUACCAGGACCACCCGCAGCGGGAUCAUGUAAAUCUGGUUGGUGAAGUCAUCUUCCCAAACCUCACGCUUAGCAACAACAAGUUGGACUUCGGCUCCGUCCUCAAUGAGACGAGCAAGCAGCUCACUAUCACCAUGGCCAACCCCAAUGCUCUUCCUGUGAAUUUCCAGUGGUCCUUCGUGGAAGAAGAGAUGAGCGAAGAUGAUGUAAGCGGUGGACAAAGGGCAUCGGUUGUGAUGCAGAGCACAGCGAACUCGGCUGCGAACUCCUUCAGUUCAGGAUUUCCGCCGAAACCGACGGCUUCCAUCCGCUCCAUUGCCGAUCCGAAUCUGGAGAUGUCCAGCCUGCCGCGGCUGUCUCAAGUGGCCGAAAUGCAGGGCACGCUCCUCCCCAAGCAGAAGCAGCGCCCGGCUGUGGACAUCAAUCAGAUCUUUGACAUCUUGCCCAUCAUGGGUGUCUUGGAGCCGGGCCAUACGCAGGACGUCACCUUCACUUACUUCGGCAUGAAGAACCAGAAGUUUGACUGCUUGGCCGUCUGUCAGACAGAGGGGGGCCCGGAGUACGAGGUGACGCUGAAAGGCCAGGCAUCUCGACUGGACUUCCGCCUGGACAAGACGGAGCUUGACUUCGGCGAGAUUCCGUACACUGAGGUGCAAGAGCGGGAGAUCGUCCUUGCAAAUACCGGCAAGGUCGCCUUCCAAUUCAAUUGGAACCUUUGCGCUCUCUCACGUCCUCCAGUGCUCGACUGUUGGCCUGUCUCUGGCCAAAUCAAUCCUGGUGACAAGGAGCGAAUCACGAUCCGAUUCCGUACAGGUAUUCCGGACGAGGUGAACGAAGUCGCAUUGCUGGAAGUUGCCCACUUCGAGCGGCAGCGAAUCAACGUCCGAGGACAUGGGAUCUUUCCGGGGAUCUUGCUCUUGCAGGGCAGCAAUCCUGAUGUCUUCAAGGGCCUGGAGCGCAGCAAUGAGCAAGAGCAUCAGACCAACAAGGAGUUGGCACUGCAGCGGCUCAGGGAGAACGGACCUCCUCCUCAAGCUGCCUGCGUCUCGUCCACCUCCAGCAUGCACAGUGCAGAGAUCUCUGCAAACGAAUCCGCCGCGAGCCUCGCGGAGUGGCAGCCGGAGCCACAGGUGGUGGAGUUCGAGGUUGACCGCCACUUUAUCUGCCAGUCUCUUCUGGCGAAAGAGAAGGAGCUGUGGGAGAAGCACCUGGAGAAGUGCAACAAGGAAAGCAAGGAGACCUUCGGCAAGGGAUCAGGGCGAGGCUCGGCAAGGGGCCGCGGCGAGCGGCGCCCGAUGUUGGAGGUGACACACAUCACGGCAGCCUAUUACGAAUGCAACUUCGGGCACAUCGUCCUUGGCCACUCCGGAAAGAAGGUGAUCUCCGUGUACAAUUGCUUCCAUGAAAGCGUGUCCUUCAACAUCAACAAGCGGCUUCUGAUGCAGAAAGGCUUCCAGAUCAGCCCAGAGAAGGCCGUUUGCGCUGGUUUCCCGGCCGUGAGAAACGAAAUGUUCAUCACAUUCUCGGAAGGUGAGCAAACUACCUCCUGGGAAGCAAGUGAAGCUGGAGCUCACCUGCUUCCGCGACAGGAUGGCUGUGACUCAACUUGUAGCCUCCUUGCCGCUUUCGUUUCUGAGCAUCUGCUGGCGACUGGCGAGGAGGGCAAGCAGGAGUUGAACUGGAUCAUUCCGGUCCGGGGUGGGCCAUCCUACGAGGUGAAGCUGAUGAGUGAAUUUGUGCGGCCUGACCUGGAACUGUCUUCCGACUCCAUCGACUUCGGGCACGUGAUCGUUGGACAGGUGAAGAGGAUCACCAUCAAGCUUCGCAAUGCCAAGUCGGUGAUGGCCAGCUGGGAUUACAAGGCUCCGACGGCGAAGCCCGGGAAGCCGAUGGAGUUCGCCUACUCCCUGAGCCCUCGCUCCGGAAGGGUGGCCCCUGGAGAGUCCCAGUUGGUGACGGUGAGCUUCACGCCGACAUCAUCGCGAUCGUACAAUCAGAAGGUGGCCCUCCGGAUCAUGGACAACCCCAUGAGAAAGAUGCUGCACAUGAGAGGAUGUGGUGACGGCUUGAGGGUGAACGUGGAGCCUUCGACCACCUUCGAGCUGGGUCCGGUGCUGCCGGGCACGGAGGACUGCAUGCAGGAGCUCUUCCUGUGCAACCCCACCAACUACACCAUCGAGGUGUACAGUGUGGACUUCGACACGAAGUAUCAGGAGGAGGAGUUCUUCCUCCAUGUCUACGACAAGUAUGAGAACAACUCCAUGGAGAUGCCAGUCCGCACCCCCGGAGCACCGACCUGGCCGGCUGUGGCCAAGCACGGUCGGGAGGUGCGGCGCCAACAGGAGCGGCAACGCCGGCUCCAGGAGAAGGCGAGGGGCGGCAACUCUCUCGCUGCCCUGCUGACCCUGCUUGCCUUCAUCUCGUCCUCCCUCGCUUUGUCUCCGGAGCGCCGGCUCAAGGAGCGCGCCCUGCGGCGCGAAGAGGCCACGCUCCGUGCAGAGGCGGCCAGGAAGGCCUCUGAGGAGCCGCCCGAGGAUCCGGAAGAGGCCGAGAGGCUUGGAAGGCAAAAGUCUCCAAAGCCUGAGGGAGAUAUAAGGAGCUUCAGUUCGCAGUCAUAUUAUGUCGUCUGA
Symbiodinium sp. CCMP2592 is the source of this 12786-nucleotide messenger RNA. NCBI's taxonomy places the organism in Eukaryota, Dinophyceae, Suessiales, Symbiodiniaceae. The record is from the annotation of a GenBank genome assembly.